Cheilinus undulatus (humphead wrasse) is the source of this 2924-nucleotide messenger RNA. RefSeq names its product protein phosphatase 1 regulatory subunit 12A-like. The coding region runs from base 416 to 1066 and encodes 216 amino acids. NCBI's taxonomy places the organism in Eukaryota, Metazoa, Chordata, Actinopteri, Labriformes, Labridae. Gene Ontology annotation, molecular function: phosphatase regulator activity; enzyme inhibitor activity; protein kinase binding. Gene Ontology annotation, cellular component: cytoplasm. The record is from RefSeq and is a predicted model, not a curated record. The transcript is spliced from 12 exons.
AUUUAGUCUGUGUCUCUCUGUGUCUGGGUCGGUUCAUCAGAUGUCAAUCCUCUGUGCUACUCCUCAUGCUUUCCUCGUGCCUCCUUGUUUGUUUGAUCGAUUUUGAGUUAGAUUCCAUGGAUUUAUUUUGUAGUCAUAUCUGACUCCAGUCAGGGAUGAAGAAGCAGAGUCUCAGAGGAAAGCAAAGUCCCGUCAUGCCCGGCAGACCCGCAGGUCAACACAGGGCGUGACUCUGACAGACUUGAAAGAGGCUCAGAAGACGUUCAGCCUGUCUCCUCAGGACAGACAGGCAAAGGAAGGAGGAACUCUGGAUGAAAGGUCGUGUCUGAGAAAAAGCUCAGCAGAUGACAGAAGAGUCAGAGCGGGCCUGACAGAGUCCAAGGAAGCUACAGAGAUCAGCCCAAAGUGGAGCAAAAUGGAUGAGCUAGGAAACAUUGAACCCAGGAUGGAAACGCUUGCUGAGUGUCCAGGAACUAAUUUUACAUAUACUUCAGCUGCUGGGUCCUGUGGCCUUCUUUACUGCAACACCACCUACAGAGUUGGUGAAAGAUGGCGGAGAGAUGAAAAUCAGAACCCCAUUGAUGUCACAGAUUCUUCAGCCUUUGCUACAAAGCAGCAGCAGAGACGACGCGUCUGUGAUGUCGAAGGUCCAGACUACAACACCACAGAGCAUGACAGAUUGUCAAGGUACGACUCCAGUGGUGAGAGUGCAACAGACAAACCACUGGGCCGCACUAGCUCUUACUCACGAAGAGAGACGAGGCUGGGUGCUCUGAACAGACAGGAGCAAGACUCCACCACCAAAGACUAUAAGAAGAUGUAUGCAGAAGCAUUGCAUGAGAAUGAGAGGCUUAAGUCCAGGCUGCAGGACAGCAAACAAGAACUAGUCAAGAUUCGCUUGCAGCUGGAAAAAGUCACCCAGAGGCACGACAGAAUAUCAGAAAGGUCUUCAGUACUUGAUUCAGAGAAAAGGGAAAAACAAGCUCUUGAGAAAAGAGUUUCAAACAUGGAGGAGGACUUAAAGCAGGACGCCCCAAUGCGGUUCCGCUGUGGGUACCAGCCCUGAGAGCAGGCUGUCAGAGGGAGGGGGGAUGAUCUUAACAGAGCUCAAGUCAGACAACCAGCGGCUAAAGGAUGAGAAUGGGGCGCUCAUUCGGGUCAUCAGCAAACUGUCCAAAUGAAAAGAAGUCUGAAGCUCCUGUUCUGUGUGUGCGGACGCUCCAACCCUGAUAUGGCAAUUUAAUCAUGACAGUGUGAUUCGUGACAUACAAGUUAUGGUGACUGACUGCUUUGGCCUCUUGGGACUUGGUUUGGUCCAAAGAAAAGAGCUCAAAGGAUAUAAACAUUUUUUUGAACUUGGUAAGGUAUGAAUGUGUUGCAUCAUAAAGUAUUUCACAUUAACUAAACAGGGACCAGUUACACUGUUUCAUCAAGGCCCGGUUAUAUGAAUCCAGGGGUUUGCAUGUAGAUUACUUUUAUGAUAUUAUACCCACACAUCACACUGAUAAGUCGCACUUGUUUCAACAUCAUGCACUGCAGAAAAGUAUUGGAAUGUUUUCCCAGUGGUGGAAAAAAUAAGCUAUUAAUGUCUUUUUUUUGAUUUGGUAUUUUUUGGAUGAAGGUACUUAUAAUCAAUCUCUGUGAAACAAAUCCAUUCUGUUAUAUCUGAGUAGUAAAAAACUACACAACCUGCAUUAAAUUGUAAACCAGAAUUUAAACUUCAUUUUGAUACUGGCAAGUUUUUCAUAAUAACCCUAGUUGUUUGAAUAAUUGCAACAAUAAUAGAAGCUCCUUCACCCAACACUGGGUGAUUUUUUGGUUUUUAAGUAUCAAAUUUGCAAGCAAACUUCAGCACAUAGUCUAAAUUUCAUGUUUUUGAUACCUAUAUUUGGAAUUUAAAUUGUCAUUACAUUUACAUGCUACAGUAACAGUAUGCUGAGACCAUACAACUGGACUACUGCCCAGGUCCCAGUAUUCAUACACAGGGAUGAAUCAAGUUGUUAAUGGUAGCACAUUUGCCUCCACCACAUUAGAUGGUAACACGCUACUUUCCAUGGACUUCCUUCCUGUUAACUUACAAUAGCGAGCAGUAAACUGGAUGUUUGUGUGACCAUUAAAGCAGGGGCAAACUAUACAGCUCCAUGCAUUAAAUACAUUAACUAUGCCUUACUUUUAUACUGAUGCAUUCUAUCCCUCAACUCUGCUAUGCUAUGCAUUCAUGCUUAUUGACUUCAAGGUCAAAGUUCAUGAUGGAAAACUGGAGCAUGCAUAGAAUGGCUCGUCAUUUAGUUACUUUUGGAUGCAUUUUUUAAUCACACAAAAGCCUUGCACACUGAGUUUGAUACAUUUAUUUUCAGUGCCAAAAUUUGCAGGAUGAGAAGACUGGUCCUGUCUUGCAGGAACAAAAAGCAUUAAAGAUGAUUUUGUGGUUCUUUCACUCCUUUCACAAGAAAAAGAAAGGAAUGAGCCAUUCAUUUCUCCACAAGCUUGUGCGUCACGGUGCUGUGCCAAGCUGGAGAGACAGAGCGCAUCUUUUCAGUCAUUCUUAUUUACUAACUGUAUGUUCAAUGGUUGGCAUCCACACAAUGUGUGGGUAAAUCACAGUGUUGAUCAAUGAGUUGUUAUGUGCAAAGGAGACAGAGAGAGAGAAAGGGAGCUGCAGCUGUUGCCCUGAAUAGAAAGACAACCAUUCCCAGUAGAAGUGAUAAAAAUCAUUAUUUUAGGUGUGUUCUAUGACAGACCACUGUUAUGAUCCACCAGGCCUAAUUUCGGUCAUGAAAGACAUUUCUAAGUUGAUCAAAAUUAAGCUUUAAAAAUCAUGAAAAAAGAGGCAGUAUGAGCUCUUCUAGGAUGGUGUGGGUGUGUCGUUUUCUUUGUUUUGUUUUUUUUUUGUUAAGUUGCUGCUGAAAGCACUCAUUGGCCAC